GACUUCCUGAUCAACAUCCCAAACAACAACAUCACUUCAGCAAGCCGUCAUACUUUUCCUGGUCCUCGACCUAAUAACUUCUCUUCUGCUCUGUGCAUAUUUUCGUUUCUUUUGAACAAAUUCACCUUCCUCUUCAAUGUCGCACACAAUCUUGCAGUCUCCACUGCUCAGUUUACCACUCGAGCUCCGGCUAGCUAUUUACGAUUAUGCCCUUUCGGCGCCUACUGCCAUCAGUAUUACAACCACGAUCGUCGACGAUACCGAUGCACAAGUCGUUGCUGAACAGAAGGAGUCGAUACCUGGUCUUCCAAGAAAUCAUGUACCACAUCUCUGUUAUUACACCGAUGCAGCUUCAACCCGCACCGUCUCCACCCUCGAGCCCGACAAUAGUAAAACACCUCCUGGUCUGUCCCAAUCGAAGCAUCAUAUAGACCACAGCAGCGACAGCGAUGAAGGUCCUCGACCUAGAAAACGUGCGAGACGCGCCCCUCCAGGAACUGGGCAAGAUGAGACACAAACUCCAUACCUGCCGUACCUAGCAUUUGGUCUAUUUCAAGUCAAUCGCCAGAUCAAUCAAGAAUUGACGCGCCACUUAACAAAACGGCGCAUACAGGAUGUGGCCACAUCAUUCUCAUUCUCUCACAGUGCUGAUGCAGCGUCUCACUCUGCAGCCUCAGAGUCUCAACGAUCAGCAUCUACAGGCACCACAGACGAAUCACCUACCUCGAGUCGUUGCUCCUCUCCAGACAGCAGAUCAUCAUACUCCUACGAAUCCCCAAUCGUCUCCUCUGAUACUGGUAUCCGUCUUCAUGUCACCUAUCCAUACGGUAUACUCAUUCUUAAGCACAAAUAUCCCGACCUUAUAACACAAGCAAGGGAGAUAUCAAUCACGGGCUACCACGUCACCCACGCAAUCCAGGCGACUACAAGGCCUACAUCGAGUUGCCCCCGAUCCAUCAUACGGCCUCCGAUGAGCAAAGAGACCUGGGACGCAGCGAAAACUGCAUUAGCCGAGAUCACGCGCAAGGUGCUCAGCCCAAAACCGUCGCCGUUACUAAAGACUUUGAACUUACGUUUCUUGAUACCGGGCGAGAGCUCCUACCGAGAGAUGUGGGAGGACGGAUCUCCGGUCGGGAUUGUGCUAUAUAACACAUGUGGUGGGAAUAUUAAUAUGAUGAUCAGCAGGGGAUCAAUCGGGAGCGCGUUGAUCAUGAGUGUCCGUCCGCUUCCAAGAAGUCGAAGUUUAUCAAGUAGGCAUGGGUCGUUCAAUCCAGAUGAUGAUUGGACGAAACUUGAUUCCCCGGCAAGAUUUGAAGAGCAAUCUUUGGCGUUUUCGAUAUGAGGAUACCUUUCAUAGUUGAAAGAGCGUCACACGGGACAUGCGCCACUCAGUGCUGGACG
Molecule: messenger RNA, 1401 nt
Organism: Pseudovirgaria hyperparasitica
Lineage: Eukaryota; Fungi; Ascomycota; Dothideomycetes; Acrospermales; Acrospermaceae
Exons: 1
Coding region: 137-1342 (401 amino acids)
Source: RefSeq, a predicted model, not a curated record